AUGUUUAUUGUUAAUAUUAUUGGGCCUAAUUAGUUGGGCCUAGUUUAUUUAUCUAGUUGUCUUAGGGUUGAGGCCCAUCUCUUCCCUAUAUAUAUUGUAUCUUUUUCUCUUUUCAAAGGAGUAGAAAUGAUUAUUCUUUCUCUCAACAUGGUAUCAGAGCCUGAAGCCGUAACCUAGCGCCCCUUCUUUUGAAACCUGCUGCCGUCUUCUUCUUCCCAGCAACCUGCGUCCCUACGUUCCUCCUCUUCGCUAUCAACCUGUAGCCUCUCCAUCUCCAGCAACCUCCGGUACCUGUCGGCUGCUACUCUUCUCCCUACUGUUGCUGUUGGCAGCCCCUUCUUCCUCCCAUUGCUGUCGGCAGCCUUCAUGCAUCGUGCAGUGAUAGCCUAGACCUCUCCAUGCCCUGUCCAGUGCUUUCCGAGAGCCUCCUUGCUACCGACCAGCCUUGAUAUUUUCUGGAUCAUUCCUUAUAUGAUCUAAAUCCUUUUUUUUUAUACAACCUAUCAUCUGAGACCAUGUCAGAGACAGAAAAAGCUUCGGACUCUCUUGGAGAAUUGACCCAUAGUGCUCCUGGUGUUUAUCCCUCUUUUCCAAUAAAUCCCAUCAAGUUAGAUGGCUCCAACUAUCUGAUUUGGUCUCGCUCUUGCUACCUUACCAUUGUUUCACGUGGUCUUACCGGCUACCUUACCGGAGAGAGCGUGCAACCUACUACCGGAGAUGAUGCUAUCCGCAAGUGGAUCUCCGAGAAUGCCUUGGUUAUGGCUUACCUUGUCAAUUCAAUGACUGACUCUAUCGCCCGUGGCUACUUAUUUUUGGACACAGCAGCCAAGAUUUGGGAGGCUGCUAAGGACACUUAUUCUCAAGUGGGCAAUGAUGCCCAAAUCUAUGAACUCCAGCAAAAAAUUCAUGAAACCAAGCAAAGGGAGCUGUCCUUUAUCUCAAUAUUAUUCUGAGUUACGUAGUCUAUGGCAUGAACUGGAUUUUUAUGAUGAUUUUCAUCCUACCAACCCUCUUGAUGCUGCUGCCUUUCGGAAAAGGGUGGACAAAUUUCGUGUUUUUGAGUUCCUAGCAGGUCUUAAUAUGGAGUACGAUCAGAUUAGGGCCCAGAUCUUGUGUCGUGUGCCUUUCCCGACCUUGGAACAAUCCUAUGCCGUGAUCCAUCUAGAGGAGAAGCGUCGGAGCGCGAUGCAUCAACCCGUUGUCCCAGAGCGCUCUGCCCUUUAUACUAUUGCUGGAAGCGAAUCUCGCAGUCGUUCUGGCAAUGACAAACAGAUUGUGAAGUGUGAUUAUUGUGGAAAAGAACGUCACACCCGUGAAACUUGUUACAAACUUCACGGACGCCCUUCCAAUGCUGGCCGUGGCCGCGGACGGGGUCGUACCGGGCCUCAGGUGCACUUAAGUGAGGCCCCAGGUCAGCAACCAGCUGCUCCAUCAGACUCUUUAUCUGCUGCUGAGUUGACUAGUCUGCGCCUCCUCUUAGCACGCAACGUAGACAACCCUGGCACCUCCACAUCAUCGGCCUUGGGCACUUUGACCUCUAAUUUCGCACAGUCAGGACUUGGCAACGGGUCGGGAGAUUGGUCGUGGUAGAGUAGAGGGGCGCUUAUAUGUGUUCGAUUCACCACCAUCAGCUCAUCUUGUCACUCCAACUCCCUUGGCUACCCUAUCUGAGCUCCAUGUUUGGCAUCGC
Messenger RNA from Syzygium oleosum, 1690 nucleotides. RefSeq lists its product as uncharacterized. The record is from RefSeq and is a predicted model, not a curated record. The coding region runs from base 871 to 1590 and encodes 239 amino acids. NCBI's taxonomy places the organism in Eukaryota, Viridiplantae, Streptophyta, Magnoliopsida, Myrtales, Myrtaceae. The transcript is spliced from 2 exons.